UUAGUUUGCAUGUCCAGGAGCUGGAAGCUCAACAGAUUAUACCGGAUGGCUCAGCCAAAGCAAUGUUGAAAGAGUCUCCUUUGUCAAAAAAGGGCCCUUGGAAGUUCUCUCUGGGGUUGGAGAACGCUGUGCACUCAAUAACACAGCGCUGUCUCACUGACUUUGAGCCAGCAGUGCAGCCACCGCAACCUGGGUUGCCUGAUCCCAAAGCGCUGGAACACAGGAAGACUUUGAUCCUGACGUCGGACGAAGAACCCGAACAGCAGAAGUGCGAAAACUAUCUUCUAUAUAGCACUCACCUACGAGCGUUGAGGAAGCGAGAAGAACAUCACCGGAUGCAUAACGACGCAGACAACUGUGUGAAAGCGCGUGGACUAUGGGGCGUGGUGGCCUGUGUGCGGCACAUUGUGAGAAGCUGCAGGGGCCCCUUCGACAGUCAUGAGUGGGGAAGGGAGUUGGCUCAGAUAGCGCAUUGCUAUUUGGACAUCCAUGACCCCUACUCUACUGAGUUCCAGGACGCCCUCGAGGGUAUAUGCAUGGACCAAGCGCUUCCUCGUGACACACCUCCAGAGAUUGUCCACCAACGCUGCAGAGAUGGGAUUGCUGGGUGGUCCACAACAGAUGCAGCGCUGUCAAGAUGGUUCAACUGGGACUCCGCUUGGAAAACAAUUGGACCACAUUGGCAUUUUCUCCGCAAGAUCUACAAGUUCUACCUCACAUUGAAGGGAGAGGCUCCAGAGGAGGAACCUGCGGACGACUGUGAGAAGCACUUUAGAAAAGCAGUAGAUUCAUUACGAGGAGGAUCAGAAGCGGCAAAAGCAUCACUGCUCAAGGCCUUGAAGGAGCUGCACGCUCAGCGAAGUCAUCUACAAAUUUCCUUUGACCUGCUGUGCGAUGAGCGAAUUCGAGAGUAUGCGCACAUGAUAUUUUUUGCCCGCAAAGCUCUGAAUACCGAACACCUGGAGCUCAUGGACGCCACCAACACACGCGAAACAAACAUGCAGUGGCAGGCUGACUUGGCCUGCAGGACAUGGACCCAAACCCUUUCCAAGAUGUUUGACAAGCUCACAGAUGCAUUUGCUCUUGGGCAGCUGGGAAUCCGCAAUGCUGAUGGUGCAAGUGAUUGCGCCAGAGAAGCUGCGUCCGACUUUUUCCAGCUGAUUGUUUCAGCUGUCUCGAAGAGGGCUUGGAGCAUGAUGAUUUGGUCUGAGGUAUCUCCGCUUUCCUGGGCAGGGUUGCUGCACAAGAACACCGACCGUGUCUCCCAGAAGUUGUCUGAGCUGGAAGAGGAACAGUCAGUCAUUGUUGAAGCUUGGGACUACCUCACAAAGAAAGAAGGGGAUUGGAAGGGGCUGGAGCUUUGCUUCUCCGAGCUGUGGUACCACCGAGAGACAUUGGUCCAGGAGUUUUGGAAGCACGCAGAGAUGUUCUCGUGGCAACUGGAUGCCCUGUAUGGCCAUGUUUACAGACUCUUUGACACCGUCGUCAGUACGAAAGAGCCUCUGGAGGAUUCGUUCUCGACCAUUGCCAACAAAAUACGCAGUCAGAACAAGAACUACAGGACAUCAACUUUGGAGCGCCUCUGGUUCAUCAUGACAAUGAGCCCCCGGAUGAACAGGGAAGAGUUUCCACUGGCGCAUUUGACGGAGGUUGAUGUUUUCGACCGGGGCGCGCGCAGACAACACCAGACCCAGGCAGUUUUCUUUCCUGCGCAACAUGUGCGGCGAAGCUCGGAUGUUUGUGACAAGAUCAAGAGGGACACUUGCGCAAGAGGCAACAAGAACACAACCAAGAGCUGUGGCCUCAGAGCGAGGAAAGAUCAGGUCUACAGGCCAGCUGGCCAGCAAGGUGAGUUCAGAUCAGUGUCUGCAUUCCUGGCUAUGAAGUUGAGCCGGCAAAGCAGCUUCAGGGAUGUUGGUAGCAUGUGGAAGGGCUUGGUCUUCUUGCCAGGCCAUAUCUACCUCGAGAAGUCCUCUGGCCAAUUCCUGUUGUGUCUUGGAUUUCAUUUCUUGACGGGGUUGGCGUGGAGGCUUGAGGAAGUGCUGCCCGGUGUUUUUGCGCCUGCGAAGGCGCAGGACCUGGUCGUGAUGACUGCAACCGUCUUGGGCAAACCCGGAAAGCCCGAGGACGAAGCUCUUGCAGGAGUUCCAGCAAGUGUAUGCCUCCACGAGCCUAGCAGCAGCAGGGUGCGCAUAUGUUUGAAGAGGUCUUCAGCAGAUCUGUGUCUCAUGGGCUUUUGGUUACAGUUCGUACCUAAAGCUCCAAACCAAGAGACACUGCGGCGCUUGUGCGAGGACUGUGGAGUUGCAGUGGAAGCAAAGGGCAAACGAACGAACGCAAACAUGGUGGCUGCUCUGGUAGCGGCGUAUUGCGCUCAUUUGCCUCAAGUGGAUCAAGAUGCUUUGGUAAAACGGCUGGCCACUGCCAACAUCAAGAAGGAGGAUGAGCGCGACACAGCGAGAGGGUACAAACCCAAAUGCUUGAGGGAGGUGCUAGGCGCAAUGAGCUACGAGCCUGAUUCAAAGAAGUUUUUUGACCUUUUUGAGCAGGUCAAUGAUGAGCACAGGCGCGAAUUGGUGCUUGAACGAUGUGGAUACACCCGGGAAGCAGGAGUCCAGAGGACACCUCGCAUUGUGAAGGACCUUCGUCCUCAACGACAUGGCUGCUAUCUGGUCUGGCAGACUUCUGCAAGUAUAGCUGCGUUUGAGGGGUACUACCCCCUCAAGCCCGAGGAGCUUGCGAAGCAGAAGGACACAAGCGGCCGGCCAAGCUCAAAGCGAAUCCAGGAUACUUUGGACCGAGUACUUGCAGGGGAAGUUGAUCCGGGGCCAGUCGAUGACGACGCGGCUGGUCUAGAUGCUGCUGCUGCGGCGGCAGUGUCUGAGAAGGCAGCCGAGCCAGAGCCUGAUGCUCCAGAGGAGGACGCAGCUGAUGCAGCGCUGUCUUCCUCUUCUAGUUCAUCAAGUUCCUCCUCAUCAUCGUCUAGUUCAUCCUCCAGCCCGAGACGAAAGAAGCGACAGAAUUCCAAACUGUCCAAGCAGGACAAAGCUGCUAGCAAAGCCAAAGCCGCCAGCAAACCCAAAGCCGCUAGCAAGCCCAAAGCUGCUGCCAAGCCGAAAGGGAAGAGUAACGCCAAGGCCAAAUCAGGCCCUACUCCUUUGGAGAUCGAUGAGACAAUGGCGCCUCCGAGCCAUAUGAAGCAUGUGGCUGCCAUCAUGAACAGCGCGAGUAGUGCCACAGCGUCCAAGAGAGCUUCUUCUUCCAAGGGCUCUUCGAACGAAGAACCCAAGAAGAAAGCCAAGAAGUGAUUUCAC
Molecule: messenger RNA, 3314 nt
Organism: Durusdinium trenchii
Lineage: Eukaryota; Dinophyceae; Suessiales; Symbiodiniaceae
Source: the annotation of a GenBank genome assembly